Messenger RNA from Peromyscus leucopus (white-footed mouse), 993 nucleotides. It is a transcript of the gene Ankrd39, whose product is annotated as ankyrin repeat domain 39. Gene Ontology annotation, molecular function: protein binding. Lineage: Eukaryota; Metazoa; Chordata; Mammalia; Rodentia; Cricetidae. The record is from RefSeq and is a predicted model, not a curated record.
UGGGCGCAUCGUAGGAACGCCCCGCGGCAGGCCCGGCAGCCGAGAUGGCGGCUCCGCAACCGUGCUCGGACAGCUCCUGCUGUUCACACCCCGGUGCGGUGCCCGGGGUACAGCAGACGCUGGAGGAGAUGGACUUCGAGAGGGGAAUCUGGUCAGCAGCCCUGAAUGGAGACCUGGGCCGAGUGAAGUAUUUCAUCCAGAAGGCCACGGACCCUAGCCAGCCUGACUCUGCUGGCUACACUGCACUGCAUUAUGCGAGCCGCAAUGGACACUAUGCUGUUUGCCAAUUCCUGCUGGAAAGCGGAGCCAAGUGUGAUGCCCAGACCCACGGGGGGGCCACAGCUCUGCACAGGGCCAGCUACUGUGGCCACACGGAAAUCGCCCGACUGCUGCUCUCCCACGGGUCCAACCGCCUGGUCGAUGACGAUGGCAUGACCAGUCUACACAAGGCUGCAGAAAAGGGUCACGAGGACAUUUUCCUCCUGUUACAACACAGCCCAGCCCUGAAGGCUGUCCGGGAUCGCAAAGCACGCCUAGCAUGUGACCUGCUGCCCUGCAACAGUGGCCUGCGGGACCUGUUGGCCAGCUGAGGCUCCUCCUCCUGUCUCUGGCUGCCCUUGAAGAGUACCCAGACUAGCUCUCCACACCCUGCCUUGCUCAGCAUCAUGCUGCCGGGUGGGGCCGGGGCCAGAAUGCCCAGAAAAGCCCCGCCUGGCCAGUGUGGGAGCCAGAAGGGAGGCUUGGGAGGGCUGAAGACUGUGAGCCUGGACAGGUAAGUGGAGAAAGAGCUAAUAGGAAAGUGUUGGAGUUUGGACAUGGAGUGCCUGAUCCUGGAGGCUGGCCUAGUGACUGGAGGCUGGGACCCCAAGAGGCCGUGGCCCGGGAGAAAUUGAAGUUGGAGGAAGAGAAGAAGAAGAAACUGGAAAGAUUUAACAGCUCCAGACUGACUCUGGACAACAUGAGAGACUUGGAAAACUUGAUUCAAAGACGAAG